Paralichthys olivaceus (Japanese flounder) is the source of this 663-nucleotide messenger RNA. It is a transcript of the gene snu13b, whose product is annotated as SNU13 homolog, small nuclear ribonucleoprotein b (U4/U6.U5). Lineage: Eukaryota; Metazoa; Chordata; Actinopteri; Pleuronectiformes; Paralichthyidae. Gene Ontology annotation, molecular function: RNA binding. The record is from RefSeq and is a predicted model, not a curated record. Gene Ontology annotation, cellular component: U4/U6 x U5 tri-snRNP complex; small-subunit processome; cytosolic large ribosomal subunit. Gene Ontology annotation, biological process: maturation of SSU-rRNA; mRNA splicing, via spliceosome; maturation of LSU-rRNA.
UAGUGUCGGUAGUACUUCCUGUUGUUUCGCUCUCCAGUGCGCAUGUGCGUCACCUCACACGUGCUGUAAACGUAGUGACUCCUGCAUGUGAACUCAGCUCUGAAACUUUUCCUCAUCGCUGUAAAAUCUUGUCAACGAAUCGAAGAUCUCGUCUCCUCUUCAUCAGCGGGUGAAACAACAAGUCCUCCGUGAAGCUUUUCGCCGAGAGGGCCGGAACAGCAGAAAACCACCUCACCAUGACUGAACCUCAAGUGAACCCGAAGGCCUACCCGCUGGCCGACGCCACGCUGACCAAGACCAUCCUGGACCUGGUGCAGCAAGCCUCCAACUACAAGCAGCUGAGGAAGGGAGCCAACGAGGCCACUAAAACCCUGAACAGAGGCAUCUCCGAGUUCAUCGUGAUGGCUGCUGAUGCUGAACCACUGGAGAUCAUCCUCCACCUGCCACUGCUCUGCGAAGACAAGAACGUCCCGUACGUCUUCGUCCGCUCCAAGCAGGCCCUUGGCCGGGCCUGCGGGGUGUCACGCCCCGUCAUUGCUACCUCUGUCACCAUAAAGGAGGGAUCUCAGCUCAAGCCGCAGAUUCAGUCUGUUCAGAUGGCUAUAGAGAGACUGCUGGUGUGAGUUCUGUCGCACUGUCGUCCCAAUGUCUCCCGGAGCAAGA